UUCAGAGCGGAAGCGAGUAAUGGCGGCGUAAACAAUCAUGGAGUCGGUGCAUGUAGAAGCUAAUGGAGUUAAUAGUUUUCAAAAUCAGCUCUUCUGUAACGGAAUAUGAGUACAGUUCUAAGCGGAGGAUUUCAGUUUGAUGUGAAAGCUGUUAGAACCUUCCCGCUCGUUUAGGCUAAGUUUAGCUUUGCUAGCUAAACUAGCAGAGAUGGACGGCGUCGUAACAGGUGGAAACGUGAAAGUGCUGGCCAAAGCCAUCCAUUCUUUGUCCAGGAUAGGUGACGAACUUUAUGUGGAGCCUCAGGCUGAAGGGCUGGCCCUGCGGUCUGUGAACUCCUCUCGGUCGGCAUAUGCAUGCUUCCUGUUCGCACCACUUUUCUUCAGCAGGUACACCAUCCCCAGUGGGCACAAUUUUCGUUGCAAGAUGGCAAUCAAGAGUGUGCAGGCAGUGUUUAGGCCUCUGGCAUCUCUAGAGAAGACAGUGGAGAAGUGUCACAUACAGCAGAAUGAACUGAAGAAUCGCCUCACCUUCACCCUGCACUGUAAACAUGGGUUGCUGAAGACACAUAACCUAUCUUUCCAGGACAGUGAAAGCUUACAGGCAGUGUUUGAUAAGGACAGCUGUCCCAACAUAUUCCAUGCCCAGCCCAGGCUGCUAGUGGACAUGGUCAUGCAAUUUCCUCCAUCGUUGGAAGAGGUGACUCUGUCUGUGAGUGAUGAGCGAAUGUGGGUCAGAAACCAUGUGGAGGAAGAAGCAGAGCAGUCAAAAGCUAUGCUGACAGAGCUGUGCCUGGCUUCAGAUGAGUUUGAACAUUUUUCUGUCCGAACUCACACCAGUAUCACCUUCUGUCUGAAAGAGCUACGGGGUUUUCUCUUGUUUGCAGAGUCCUCAGGCCUCCCCAUUUCUUUAUAUUUUGAUGAGCCAGGCAAUCCUGUGGUGCUUUCAAUAACAGAGAGUGUCCUGGAAGUGAACUUUGUCCUCGCUACACUUUCUGAUGAUACCAGCCAUAAAGAAAACACCAGAAGAGCGUCCAGCACACCCCCACCUCCUGAUGAGUUUAUGAAUGAUGACAUGGACUCCUACCUUAUCGCCAUGGAUACAAGCAUUGCAACAGGUCCUUUCGUUUCCAACCCGUGUACACCUCAGCUUUCUGAUUCCGUGUAUUCAAAUCAAUCUGCAGUAGCCAAUCAUAGGACAAGGCCUGCCAGUGAAGGGGAGGAUGAGGACGAGAUGGCUGAUGCUGUUGGACCACCAAAUAAAAAAUUCUGUUCCCUGUUCUUUGGAUCAGUGCUGCCCCCAGCGUCGCAGAUGACGACUCAGCCCAUGACAAGUCAGGAAGUGCUGGCCAGUGACAGUGAAGAUGAGACUCAAACGGACUGAUGGAUGAGGAGAGUGUUUGUGUUCCUCUGUGCUGUCUGGAGUUGUUUGAAGUACAGAAAUGGACAACUCAAACUCCUGCUCUACAUUUUGUUGUGACUUUGUCAAGCGGGACUUUUUUAAAAUGGUCUAUGGCAGGGUUGGCCAAGUUCGGUCCUCGAGAGCCACCUUCCUGACACUCUUAGUUGUCUCCCUGCUCCAACAUGCCUGAAUCCAAUGAAAGACUCGUUAGCAGACUUUUAAUGAGCCUUUCAUUGGAUUCAGGUGUGUUGGAGCAGGGAGACAACUAAGAGUGUCAGGAAGGUGGCUCUCGAGGACCGAACUUGGCCACCCCUGGUCUACGGUGUGGCUCAGGCGUAACAUCUCCAGACUAUUCCACUUUUUUUUUAAUUUAAUAUGUUAAUGGAGACUUGAAAUUAUGGAAUUUUGAAAAAAUGAGUAUGAAGCGCUUUUUUUGUGUAAAGUUUGUUAAACAUGUGGUCAUCGCUCCAAAUAAAACAAAGCUAUUUUUUCAUA
Molecule: messenger RNA, 1894 nt
Organism: Thalassophryne amazonica
Lineage: Eukaryota; Metazoa; Chordata; Actinopteri; Batrachoidiformes; Batrachoididae
Gene: rad9a
Product: RAD9 checkpoint clamp component A
Exons: 12
Coding region: 209-1381 (390 amino acids)
Biological process (GO): DNA repair; DNA replication checkpoint signaling; cellular response to ionizing radiation
Cellular component (GO): checkpoint clamp complex
Source: RefSeq, a predicted model, not a curated record